GGCUGUGUGGUUUUGUUGUUGUUGCUGCUGCUGCUGUUAAAAGCGGCAGAGCAAGCGCAACAGGAGCAGCCGCGCCGAUCACUGUGCAAGAAUUAGAAGCAGCACAGGCAGAGGCCGUGGCAGAGGCAGAGGCGGCCGAAGACCAAGCAAAAGAUCGUUGUGGAAACUCGGCAAUAUAUAAAUACAUAUAUAUAUAUAUAAAAGCACACGGCAUUAACAAUAGCAUUAACAGUAACAACAAUAACGCAACAAGUCAACAGGUUGCAGACGUGGCUAAUUGCAACUUCUGUUUCCGUCUCGCCAUUUGCAGGGCCCAAAAUUAAUGGUAAUUUCAUGCUGUCAUUGCGCACAAAUCAACACGGCCCCCGAAGCGCCAGCAGAACAAAGCACAAAGUCAUCGCCAUCAAUGACCCCAACUAACUCGUAAAUGCAAAGACAACAGCAGCAACAGACGUCUUUUGUGAACAAUUGGCAUCUGUGAAGUGCAAUUGUCAGAGGAAACACGCAAGAAGCUAAAGCAAACAGAGACAACGAGUAAAAGAGAGAGAGAGAAACAACUAACCAGAACGAGAUAAACAACAAUAUAGUUGCAACAAUGGCGCACUCGAAGGUCAUACUAAAGAUUCUGUUCUCGCUGUGUGUGUGGUCCUUUAUUAUCAUUGGACUGUUCAAGAUGCAUGGCACGAAUCUGGUGCCACAGGACUAUCGGCAGGUGCCGCAGGACUAUCAGCAGCUGCCACUCAACGGCCGCAGUCUGCUGCAAAAGGAUAUGCUGCGCUAUGCAGAGACCACAUCCACCACAACCGAUCACUUUGAUCCCAGCGAGAUACUCGUCGACAAUCGCACAGCCAUGGACGAUGAUCAGCUGGUGCGCGACGUGGAGUCCCGGAUACCAUCCCUGCCGAUCGCCUACUGGAGCAAGAACAAAAACUUUCUGCAGCAGAAAUCUGCGACAUGUGCCAAAUACCCAUCGAUCUUUGAGCUCGAGUUCAACAACAUCUAUUGGCAGACGCUGCGCACAUCGAAUGGAACAUUUCAGCUGUUUGGCGCCUACUAUGACAUUCGACGCACUUCGCUCCUGGGUCCGACAGUGCGCAUUCUGGGCAUGAUCGAUCGGAUCGAGCCAAAGGUCAAGACCUACUGCCAAUUCUGGUUUGAUGGCCAGAAGGAGCCGUUCAUUGUGAAGACGUUCGAGUACAAGUAUAUAUGGUACAACAAGUGGGGCAACUACAAGCAGGGCAUUUAUCAGCCCUAUCUGAUUGCCUGCCAGAUACCCAAGCCCUUUCACGGCGUGGUCCCCAGCUCCGUGUCAAUGGUGGAGAAGGAGUGCGACACGGCCACCAACAAUUUGCGGGUCAUUUACAAUCGGCCGCCCGAUGAUCACAAGAAGGGUUUCGCCGUCUGCGUGAAGGGUCUGGACUUUUUGUACGAUGAUCUGAGCGUGCGGCUAAUUGAAUGGAUCGAAAUGCUUAACAUCUUGGGCGCCGACAAGAUCUACUUUUACAAUUUGCAAGUGCAUCCGAACAUUACCAAGGUGCUUAGCCAUUACGAGCAAGAGGGCAAGGUGCAAGUGAUACCAUUAACCCUGCCCGGCGGCCAGCCCAACGUGCCCGGCUUCCAGCAUCUCUAUCUGACAAAGAAGACCAACCACAAGCGACAGAACGAGGUCAUACCAUACAAUGAUUGCCUGUACAAGAAUCUAUAUCUGUACGAUUAUAUAGCGCUCCUGGACAUUGACGAGGUGAUCAUGCCCAAGGGCAAUUCGAUUUUGUGGUCCGAACUGAUGGCCAAGGUGCGUCCGGAGUCACUCAAGUUCAAGCCCGACGGCUAUCAUAGCUACAAUUUCCGAAACGUUUACUUCCUGGACGACCAACAGCACGAGCAUGGCUGGCACAAGGAUAUACCCAAGUAUAUGCAUAUGCUGCAGCAUGUGCAUCGUGCCAAGAACUACACGAAGCCCAAUCAGUAUGUGAAAUGCUUUCACGAUCCGGAGCGUGUGCUAACCCUGCACAAUCAUUUUCCGCUGAGCUGUUUGGGUGGCGUUUGCAAAUCGUAUCCGGUGGAUACGCAGGAUGCACAGCUGCAGCAUUAUCGCGCCGACUGCGUGAAGACGCUGAAGAAGAGUUGCGAGGAGUAUCGCGAGAAUUCGGUCGAGGACAAGACCAUUUGGAAAUACAAGGACGAGCUCAUUAGACGCACCAUUAAGACGCUCGAAACGCUGGGCUUCUUUAGGCGCAGCGGUGGAGGCGGCGGCGGUGCUGGAUUUGGCGGCAGCAGCAGCGGUCUCGGAGGUGGUGCCACAACGCACUCCACGGAGCGGUGAUUCGAGCUACUUGGCGGCUGGUCAUGGCCCUGGCUGCCAGUGGCGCCCUAUAUGGAACCAGCAGCAGUUGGUGCAAUGGGCAACGAGGAGUUUUUUGUUUAGUGAGCGCGUAAAAGAGAUAGAGAGUAAGUUAGCACGGGAGACAGAUAGAGAAAGAAAG
Drosophila novamexicana is the source of this 2483-nucleotide messenger RNA. RefSeq lists its product as uncharacterized. The record is from RefSeq and is a predicted model, not a curated record. The coding region runs from base 596 to 2323 and encodes 575 amino acids. NCBI's taxonomy places the organism in Eukaryota, Metazoa, Arthropoda, Insecta, Diptera, Drosophilidae. The transcript is spliced from 7 exons.